This is a messenger RNA of Phaeodactylum tricornutum CCAP 1055/1, 933 nucleotides long. RefSeq lists its product with no specific name. Gene Ontology annotation, molecular function: protein kinase activity; ATP binding. The record is from RefSeq and is a predicted model, not a curated record. The transcript has a single exon. Gene Ontology annotation, biological process: protein phosphorylation. The annotation marks the transcript as partial. Lineage: Eukaryota; Bacillariophyta; Bacillariophyceae; Surirellales; Neidiaceae.
AUGAGCACCAGUCAACGCCGCAAAGAAGGAAAGCAACGGCAAGCAACAGGUCGCACAACUGUAUCUAGAACCGAACAGUAUGACUCGUCCUUACCACCAUCGCUGGAUCACGAUGUGAGGAUCGUCGCAACGCCCCACCAAUUCCAAGCGCAUUAUACGGAAGGUCCUGAACUUGGUCGCGGAGCAUUCGCCGAAGUUUUCCUCGGUAUACAUAAAGUUUCGAAGCAAGAGUACGCAAUAAAAAAGAUCGAUCGUGCGAAGAUGAUUUGGGGGGAUCGUGAUGCUCUAGCCGACGAGAUCAACUCGCUGAUAUACAGUCGAAAAGGGCCCAAUAUUGUACAGCUUUACGAAGUCUACGAAGAGCAGCAUCAUUGUUUUCUCGUAAUGGAGCUUAUGCGUGGAGGUGAAUUGUUUGAUCGCAUCCUAAACAAAAAGAAUUUCACUGAAAAGGAGGCUCGGGACUCAGUACGAGGCAUGCUGAAAGGGCUCGAAUACAUGCAUGAAAAACGAGUUGCUCACCGUGAUCUGAAGCCUGAAAACCUUCUUUUGAUGAACGACGACGAAGCUAGUAUUAAGCUUGCCGACUUUGGAUUCGCUAAGCGCGUCAGAAAUCCUCAAGGAUUGCGAACUCUUUGCGGAACGCCUGGUUACUUGGCACCCGAGAUUCUGGAACGCUUUCCCGCUUACGAUACGGCCUGUGAUCUUUGGAGUGUGGGGGUCAUUUUGUUCUUGCUACUUGGAGGGUACCUUCCGUUCGAAGACGACGAUGAGGAUAUUGUUUUCGAGCGAACUCGGAAUGGAGAAUACGAUUUCCAUCCUGCCUAUUGGAGAAAUAUUUCUACUUGUGCCAAGACCAUGGUAACAAAGCUCUUAACGGUGAAUUGGAAAAAACGAUUCACGGCAAAGGAUGCCUUAAACAAUGAUUGGAUGAGU